AUGGAGGGUGACUUGGGGUCCCCCAAUGCCAGCGUGCUGGGGGAGCGCUCGCUGCUGGUGGGGAGCAGCUGGGUGGCCGCUUUCCUCUGCUUCAUCAUCCUGCUGACCACGGCGGGGAACUUCCUCCUCAUCCUCCUCAUCGUCACCCAGCGCUCCCUCCGUAACACCUCCAACUACUUCCUGGUGUCCCUCUUCAUGUCUGACCUAAUGGUGGGGGUGGUGGUCAUGCCCCCGGCCAUGCUCAACCAGCUCUACGGCCGCUGGGUGCUGCGGGGCGACUUGUGCUCCCUCUGGUACUCGUUCGACGUCAUGUGCUGCAGUGCCUCCAUCCUCAACCUCUGCGUCAUCAGCUUGGACCGCUACCUGCUCAUCAUCUCCCCCCUCAAAUACAAGCUGCGGAUGACCUCCUGCAGAGCCCUCUGGCUCAUCCUGGCCACCUGGACCUUGGCUGCGCUGGCCUCCUUCCUGCCCAUCAAGAUGGGUUGGCAUGAGCUGGAUUUCGAGGUCCGGUCACCGAACGUCACCUCCCGGGGGGACGAGGACCAGUGCCGGCUGCUGGUCAGCUUGCCCUACGCCUUGGUGGCUUCCUGCCUGACUUUCUUCCUUCCAUCCGCCGCCAUCUCCUUCACCUACUGUCGCAUCCUCCUGGCAGCCCGCAAGCAAGCAGUGCAGGUGGCUUCCCUCGCCUCCAACGUAGCCACGGCCACCACCGAUGAGACCACACCGCAGGUCCUCCAGGCCCUGAGCCAGCCCGCGGCCAGCAGCGAGAGCAGGAGGUUCGCCAACAAGCACAGCAAGAAGGCGCUGAAGGCCAGCCUGACGCUGGGCAUCCUCCUCGGCAUGUUCUUUGUGGCGUGGCUCCCCUUCUUCGUCACCAACGUCACGCAGGCAGUCUGCGGCUGUGUCCCGGCCGGCUUCUUCGAUGUGCUCACCUGGCUCGGGUACUGCAACAGCACCAUGAACCCCAUCAUAUACCCGCUCUUCAUGAGGGACUUCAAGAGGGCCAUGGGCAAAUACCUGCCCUGCUGCCGGCGCUCGGGGGAGCCCCAUGCCAGCGCCAUCUCCCUCUCCAUGAGGAACUCCAACAGUGGACCCCGCGCCGCCACGUCCCUCAAGAACGUCCUCACCCUGCAGGCUGAGACCGACUCGGUCGACUCUGGGGCGCUGGGCAAUGAAAGCAGCUCGGCACCCCCGUGGCCUGAGCGAGGGCGGCCGGGGGGGCUGCCGACUGGCGUUAUGGACCUCUGUGUGCGGGGAAGGAUCCCCCAGCCCAACGCAAACUCUCCGGAGCACCGAUUUGCCGCAAGACAUCUCCCUGCCCACGCAUUGCUCCUCGAUACCCUCUUCAAACGCAAAGUGCAUCUCCUUGGAGAAGAUGUCGUCACCGAGCACUCCCGCGGUCUGAACCUCGGACUCCAGACCCCACCACCAGCCUGCGUCUCCCUAAACUUAGACCAAGGCUUGGUUUUCAGCUUCCACUCGCACAGCUCGGCAGAUCGCCUCCGUCUCACCCAGUGCACCGAGGACCGCUGGAACCGCAUCCCGUGA
Molecule: messenger RNA, 1548 nt
Organism: Opisthocomus hoazin
Lineage: Eukaryota; Metazoa; Chordata; Aves; Opisthocomiformes; Opisthocomidae
Source: RefSeq, a predicted model, not a curated record